Topomyia yanbarensis is the source of this 3339-nucleotide messenger RNA. It is a transcript of the gene Pli, whose product is annotated as protein pellino. The coding region runs from base 1189 to 2460 and encodes 423 amino acids. Lineage: Eukaryota; Metazoa; Arthropoda; Insecta; Diptera; Culicidae. Gene Ontology annotation, molecular function: protein binding; ubiquitin protein ligase activity. The record is from RefSeq and is a predicted model, not a curated record. The transcript has 8 exons. Gene Ontology annotation, biological process: regulation of Toll signaling pathway; protein polyubiquitination.
UCGCGUAGCCAGCAAGCAAGCAGUUUCAGCCCGAACCCGGAAAGGUUAGCACGUAUCUGUAUGUUCCUGAGUCUAGCGCGUCGCGUUAAUUUUAUUUUGUGAAAAUCGUUUUGAAGCAGGAUUAGAGAGGAUUAGCCGUGGAAUGUUGAAUAUCCUUUUGCUGGCAUUCGGAAUGCUAUUUUGUGAAGUAAUAGAAUAGAAACAUUUUGCCAAUAGCUGCUGCGGGCGAUAUUCAGCUAGAAAAUUAUCGCCUAAACGAGUUAUAUGAAUUUUCGAUAAAUUUUCAUCGCGCAAAUUUCAGGCUGCCUUUUUGUGUUUUUGGUGGGUGACAGCAGAAGCAAAGAUUGUGCAGUUUUGUUAGUGCUGAGAAGUGUUUGAUAAUUGUAACACCGAAGAAGGUUUUUGGUAAAAGAUACGGGCAUUGAAGCAAGCGCAAAAGACAAGGAAAAAAAGUUAUUUUUGUGGUUCAUUUUGUCCCUGAUUCCUGGUGUUAAGUUUUACUUUGGCGUUUUUUCAUUCUCUUGUUUUCCGUGUCGCCGUGCGUGUGUGUGAGUGCUAUAGCAGAGCUUGUCAGUUGUGAUCACCAACCCGAAAGCGUUUGUUUUCAUCCAGCGUGUGUGUCGAGUGUCAGUGUAUCGCGACAGUGUUGGUGUUUUGCUGAAACACAAACAGCAGCGAGGGGUCACAAAGGCAAAGGAAUAAGCACGAAUUAUAUUGCUCUCGCAGGAGGAAGAAGGAAAAUGUCGCCUUGUUUUGAAAAGUGAUUCCUAUCGUCUCUCGAGUGAAGGAAGACAGUAUUCGAAAUUCGUUGAUUCCAAUUUCUUGGUUUACGCUUCUUGAUCGUGUUGUGUGAAUGAAAAGUUACCUUGGCUGGAUAGCAGAUCCACUCAUUCCGUGGGGUUCGAUCUGUAAGGUGAAAGGGCAAAGUUACACGACGAGUUCGCUAAAGUGGAAGAAGCACCUGGUGGAAGAGUUUUGAUAUCGAUUGUCGCGAGCUCAGUGCUGUUGCCAGUUUCGGCUGUGGGGGGUCUGUUACAAAGCGUCAACAUUUCCCGUGUAUUGUACGCUGCCGAGUUCCGGUCCGGGAAGCCAGGAGCUCAAAUUCCAUUGGAAACUAUAGGAUCACUGGAGGAAAAAAACGUAGUCGUCAUUACGGAGACCAACGGAACGGCGAACGUCGUCGACAGUAUGGUGAAACGCACUGACGGCACCGAGUCUCCCGUAAUACUAGAAAACGAUGCAGACACAGACAAACGUUGCGUAAAAUAUGGCGAAUUAGUGAUAUUAGGAUAUAAUGGCUUUCUGCCACAGGGCGACCGUGGACGACGUCGGUCCAAAUUUGUGCUAUACAAACGCGGCGAAUCGAAUGGCGUCAAACGGUCCAAGCACUACAUCGUACAAUCACCUCAGACUUCACAGGCAAUUCUCGACGCGAAACAGCACUCGAUAUCGUACACGCUGUCGCGGAAUCAGGCCGUCAUAGUGGAGUACAAAGAGGACCACGACACGGAUAUGUUUCAGGUCGGCCGUUCGUCAGAGUCCCCCAUAGAUUUCGUCGUGAUGGACACACUGCCCGGCGACAAGAAAGACGCCAAAGUCCUACAAAGCACCAUAUCGAGAUUUGCUUGCCGAAUUCUGGUGGAUCGAACCGACGGACAUAAGGCGAGAAUAUACGCAGCAGGAUUUGACUCGAGCAGAAACAUUUUCCUAGGGGAAAAGGCCACCAAAUGGCAGGAUAAUGUGGAAAUUGAUGGUCUCACAACGAACGGGGUCCUGAUCAUGCAUCCCAAGGGUCAGUUCUGCGGCGGAACGGCAGAGUGUGGUUUGUGGCGUGAAACGUCCGUAGGCGGGGAUGUGUUUAGUCUGCGGGAAUGCCGAUCAGCUCAGCAGAAAGGACAGCCAGUCUACGAGGAGACUAAUGCCCUGCAGGACGGUACACUGAUCGAUCUCUGCGGUGCAACGCUGCUGUGGCGAUCCGCCGAAGGGUUGCGACAUUCGCCGACGAAGAAAGAUCUUGAAAAGUUGGUAGAUGAAAUCAAUGCUGGACGUCCGCAGUGUCCGGUCGGCCUCAAUACUUUAGUAAUUCCUAGAAAAGUGUCAUUGGGUGAACACGUCAAUCAGCCUUAUGUGUAUUUAAAUUGUGGCCAUGUACAAGGUCAACACGGCUGGGGACAGGACAAGGCCUCGAACGCGCGCCGGUGUCCAAUGUGCUUGGAGUUGGGUCCUGUGGUGACGCUCUGCAUGGGCGUGGAAAAUGCAUUUUACGUCGAUUCUGGACCGCCAACGUACUGCUUCAAUCCUUGUGGUCACAUGGCAACAGAAAAGACCGUCAAAUACUGGGCCAAUGUCGACAUACCUCAUGGCACCAACGGUUUUCAGGCGGUAUGUCCAUUCUGCGCCACACCCCUGCAAGGAUCUCCGGGCUACAUCAAACUUAUUUUCCAAGAUAAUCUAGAUUAACCAGUGUCCCUCGUGUCGACAUAUUCCCACUCCCCGAGACCAGACCUUUUCUUCUAAAAAUCGAAAGAUACGCAAAAAAUCAACUGAUUCGCAUAUAGUUUGUAGUACGUAAUUGUUAGUAUAUUUUUUAAUCUAAUUAUUUUUAAAUUAAUUAUCACAAAACAAACAAAAAAACGAAAAAAAAAUUAUAGCUAUGCCUCCGUUGAGAAGAACAAAGCCACAAUCGCAAAAAGAAACGAAAUUAAAAUCGGUAUGUCGGUGUCUGUGUGAAUGCGCUAACAUGCAAAUGGAAUAAAGAUUACGUCGGAGAUGCGUCGAACCGAGAAUGUCGCUGCAUGGAGAAGGAGGCCUAUGCCUGUAGCAAAGUUCAUUGUUCAGAAAAUGUUCUAGACGCAAAAAAAAAAAAACAAACAAAACAAGCAGCAACUAAAAGCCAAGAGAUUUACAGAAAUUUUCCCCGUCUUAGCUUUGAAACACUGAAGCAAAAAUCUAUUGUUUCUUCUCUGAAAGCAUAAAUGCCUCUAGCGACAAACGUUGACCGUUUGUUGAUUGAUCGAAUUGAUUAGAAGCACAGCUUAACUCGAGUGAAUGGUAGGUGGUUAGUUCAGUUCGUUUUUUUUGUAUGAGAAAAUGCAUUUUACGUACCUAGUUGUGUUGACUGAUGAGGAUUUUUUCUAUAUCGAAAUUUUUGGCAUACAUGUUUAGACGAUUUAUUUUUCUGUUUGAUUUCAUGUGUUACGAUUAGGAGAUACGAUAAAUGAGUAGAACGUAGGAGAAAAGUUUACGUUUAGCGCGCAUCUUAUUUAAAUUUAUAUUGUGUAAAAAGUAUAAUAAGUAUAUAAAGUCUUAGCAAAAAGCGUGUGUGUGAUGUAAGAAAAA